This is a messenger RNA of Epithele typhae, 1671 nucleotides long. RefSeq lists its product as uncharacterized. Gene Ontology annotation, molecular function: protein binding. The coding region runs from base 1 to 1671 and encodes 556 amino acids. NCBI's taxonomy places the organism in Eukaryota, Fungi, Basidiomycota, Agaricomycetes, Polyporales, Epitheliaceae. The record is from RefSeq and is a predicted model, not a curated record. The transcript has 3 exons.
AUGUCUCUCAAAGCCGAGCUCGAGGCCUGGGCCUCCGCGCUCCAGGCUUACGACGCAGAGGACUUCGAGAAGAGCUUGGAGCUCUUCUCCACCAUCGCCGACUCCUCCAAGAUCCUCACCAACAUCGGCCUCAUCUAUGCCACCCUCGGCGAGCACGAGGCUGCCGUCGAGCAGUUUGUCGCAGCCACCGAGCUCGAUCAAUAUCUCGCUGUUGCCUACUUCCAGUGCGGCGUCUCCAACUUCCUCCUCCAACGUUACGACACCGCCUUCAACGAUUUCUCGUCUGCUCUCCUGUACCUGCGCGGCAACCAAUUCAUCAACUACGAGCAACUCGGCCUCAAGUUCAAGCUCUAUUCUGCCGAGGUUCUCUUCAACCGUGGUCUCACCCACAUUUACAUCGGCAACCCCCAGGAUGGUCUCGCCGACAUGGAGGACGCACGCCGUGAAAAGGCGACAGAGGAGCACAACGUGAUCGACGAUGCCAUCCAGGACCGUGGCGAUGGUUACACCGUCUUCUCCAUUCCUGUCGGUGUCCUCUAUCGUCCCGCGCAGAAGAAGAUCGAUAACUCCAAGGCCCGUGACUUCCUCGGGAAAGCUAAGCUUGUCGCCGCGGAGUCCACCAACGACCUCUUCACGGAGUUCACCGGUGUUGCCCGUCUCAAGCAGGGCAUCACUCCCACUGGUGUCUUCGUCGAGGACGGCCCCGCGUCUGGGCUCAGCCGUGCCGCCACUGUCGCCGCGCCCUCCGUCAGCGUACCCAAGCCUGUGAACGGCGACGACCCAACGAGGCCGCCCCCCACUGCUCUUCAGCGCGCGAAGACGACGAUCGCGGUCCCUACCGAUGCUCGCGAGCGUAUCCGCGGCGCCGCUAACGCCCCUUCACCCGCUACCCCGCCCAAGACGUCUCCUACCGGCCCCACUGGUCCCAGCCUCGCCCGCAGUGCCACGUCUGGCGGUAUGGGCCGUGGCGGCCCCGCCGGUGGUCUGAACGGACCCACACGCGGGCUCAGCGUCCGCAAGGGCGGCUCGCCCACCGGACCGAACGGACCCGCGCCGCCGAUGCAGGGCGGUGGCGGGAACCAGCGGAUGACGGAGUUCUACGACGACUACCUCGAAGGCUACGGCGGUGCCGAUGACGCGCCCCCAGACGUGCCGCCGCUCCCCCCGACCGAGGGACGUGUCGCGAACUGGGCAAAGGGUGUCGGGCGCGCACCGUCGAAGCUCGGCGGGCCGCCGAGCAGCUACGGAGGCAGCAUGGCGUCCGGCGGGAGCAUGCGGCGGAAGCUCACACGGCGCGGGACGAGCCGGACGGUGGGCUCGCGCUCGGGCGCGAGCUUCUACGGCGGGUACGAGGAGGAGGAGGAAGGGUACGUCUCGGGCGAGUACGAGGACUUCUUCGAGAUGGUCAAGAUCCGCGUCAAGCUCUACUACCGCGAAGAGGUGCGCGGGAUGGCGCUCCUGCCCGAAACGCCUUUCGAGGACUUCGUGGACAUGGUCAGCCGCAAGUUCGGCGUCGUCGUCGGCGCCAUCGGCAUGAAGUUCAAGGACGAGGACGGCGGCAAGGUCACGCUCCGGGACGACAUGGACUACGAGCUCGCGAUCGAGACGGCGCGGCACAGCGCGAAGGGCCGGCCUGAGGGCCGCCUAGAGAUCUGGUGCAUGGAUGAGUGA